CACACACACACCUACCCCUUGAAACAUCCUGGACGCUAUUAUGCGGUUGGCUCUCUCUAGGCCCCCACCUUCCUCCGCACCUCCUCUCUUCCUCUUUUGGGGUUUCUUCAGUGGGUCCCAAUAGUAUCUAUACAUAUCAGAUUGUAUCUAUCAUCAUAUCAUCAUCAUCGUCACAUAUGGAGAGGAGGAGGAGGGUAUGGGGAACAGGAUUGGUGCUGUUGGUGGUUUUCGGGAGAUUAACGUGUGCAGAACCCGUUAGGGUUCCGUUACCUUCCGUUUGCCCUUUAAAUUCAGUUAAACACUCGAUCUUUGGGUUUUCAGAUUCAAUAUGUCACUUGAAUGUGGUCGAAUCUUUUGAUGUCGGUGUUAUUGAGGGAGAUGAAGUCUCACUGCAGAGGGCACUGAAUAUGGUUCACAAGAAUACUCAUGAUUACGUUGCAGUGCUUUUCUAUGCGUCUUGGUGCCCAUUCUCUAGAUCUUUUAAACCAAGCUUUUCCAUCAUCUCUUCCUUGUAUCCUUCCAUUCCUCAUUUCGCAAUUGAAGAAUCAGCCAUAAGGCCAAGCAUAUUUUCAAAAUAUGGAGUCCAUGGGUUUCCUACGCUUUUCCUUUUAAAUUCCACCAUGCGCGUGCGCUAUCAUGGCUCCCGAUCCCUUGGUUCUCUUGUCUCUUUCUAUGGUGAUGUUACUGGUCUCUACACUGCAUCAGUGGAUGGAGCAUCCCUGAACAGAAUUGGUCACUCAUCAGAACAGGAGAAACAUGAUAACAGUGAGCAGGAAAGCUGUCCAUUCUCAUGGGCUAGAUCUCCCUGGAAUUUACUUCAGCAUGAGACAUAUUUGACCUUGGCCACCAUUUUUGUGUUGUUAAGGCUGCUCUAUUUCAUUUCCCCAUUUCUUCGUAUAUGUGCUCAAUUUGCUUGGAGAAGGUAUAUUGUAUGCGUGAGGUUGAGGAGCUUGUGGGAGCAUCCUCUGGCCUACCUGGAUCGAGCAAUACAGUUAUUUGAUUCCCUAAAGGAGCCUUGCAAGAGAAGCAAUUUGCAGGGAGGAGCCAUGAAUGCAAAGGCAUGGGCUUCCAAGUCUUUAGCUUCAGUUUCAUUUGGAGAUGCAAGCACCAGCCGCAUUGUUACAUGA
This is a messenger RNA of Ilex paraguariensis (yerba mate), 1127 nucleotides long. The record is from the annotation of a GenBank genome assembly. NCBI's taxonomy places the organism in Eukaryota, Viridiplantae, Streptophyta, Magnoliopsida, Aquifoliales, Aquifoliaceae.